CACCAAUUAUUCUUACCCAGCCUAUAAAUCAGACCUUUUAACUUUUUCUUCGUUUUUUUUUCGCAUUUUGAAUUUAUGAGAUUCCUUUUGUAGUUUUGUUAAAAACUAAUACUCGUAUUAAAAAUCUUCUGGGCUUCUUCAAUUACUUGUAUCGAUCUCCGAUGGCUGCCACAUUGAAGUUAGUAGCUCUUCUUCUUCCACUAUUUGCAGCCGUAUCCUUGAGCUUUUCCGUAACUCCAAUCGCCGCCCUCUACGUCGGCGUUGACGCUCAGACCGGUCUUACCUUGGAUAAAGAGUGUAGUAGAACUUGUGAAUCCAAGUUCUGUGGAGUGCCUCCCUUCCUAAGAUAUGGAAAAUACUGUGGGCUGCUCUACAGCGGAUGCCCAGGAGAGAAGCCGUGUGACGCCCUUGAUGCUUGUUGUAUGCUGCAUGAUGAUUGCAUUCAAAUCAAUGGCAAUGACUACCUAAGCCAACAUUGCAACACAAACUUUUUGAAAUGUAUGACCACAUUCGAGAAAUCCAAUGCUUUGACGUUUAAAGGCAACACUUGCGAUGUGGAAGAGGUUGUGAAUAUUAUCAGUGAUGUCAUAGAUGCUGCCAUUAUCGCUGGGAAAAUAUUCCACAAACCUUGAAUUAUGCCUUAUCUGCAUUAGCCAACACAGCAGACACCUCUUGACAUGUUUAGUUAAACAAAACAGUCCAGAGAAAAACUUGUAAUUUGUGUGUUCUUUCAUCUUGUUUUUUUUUUACUGCAUUUUGUGUUUUGAGUACUUUUCUGUGAGAAUACACUAGUUGGGUUAAAUCUAGUAGCUAGUGUUGUGUUGGAGAGUUGGAGGUAUUAGAUUCUUUUUGUUGAAGUAAACUAGUUGGGUUAAUAAACUAUCAUAUUAGAUAUCAUACUAGUUGGGUUAAUAAACUAUCAUAUUCUUA
This is a messenger RNA of Cuscuta epithymum, 930 nucleotides long. NCBI's taxonomy places the organism in Eukaryota, Viridiplantae, Streptophyta, Magnoliopsida, Solanales, Convolvulaceae. The record is from the annotation of a GenBank genome assembly.